UUCGAUGGAUACUUUUCCCUUUACGAUAGGAGAAGCAAUCUGUUUGGGGUCAAGCCUGGCCUUCUCUGGCCUCUUUUAUUACCUGCACAGGAAGAAGGCCAAGGUGGUGUCCAAAAUCCAGGGGGCUCCGAAGCUCCAGGUGAGUUCAGAUCUUCCCGGCCUUCUGUCUGCUGCAGGUGGUAACUGCCUCCCCUACGUCGUCCUUGAAGGAGUGGUCCAACCAGUUGAAGCAGCUCUCACCAGCCCAUACCACAAGGAGCUGCAGGGAGUGAUCGAGAGACUGAUCCUGAAGGAGCAUCGAUUGAUCUGGAACAGCCUAGCCCGAAGCUGGACCGACAGUGAGCGGGUGGUGCUGGAACAGCUGCACACCGUCCCUUUUGUCCUCGCUUCCCCCACAGACAAAGCAGCCGGAUGGGUGAGUGUGGAAUUGCCCCUCCAGGCGGUUGACCUGCCCCUGGAGACCGUCUACGAACGCUUCCAGCAGACCUCCCAUGGCUUCAAAGACCUCCUCAGCCACUACCUGAGCGGGGAGAAGCCCAAGGGCUUCUUGGAGACGGAAGAGAUGCUUCUGGUGGGCAGCAGCCUGACCGGCAUCGGUGAGCUGACCCAGCGCUUGGAUGGGACCCUCUGCCUGCAGCCCCCUUCGAAUGGAGCGGGCUAUUUCCUCUGCCUGGAGGAUUGGCAGACCCUGCUGUCUGGUUUGCAGUCGACCAGCAGCUUCUGGAAAUGGACAGGUGUGCUGUGCGGCCUGGUGGCCGCGGUGGUGGUCCUGCGGGCCCUUCGCCGAGCGCACCGGAACCGCCAGCUGAAUCGGGAGCGGGAGGCGCAGCAGCGGGAAUUUGAAGACUACCUGCAGAAUCACAACCAGGACGAAGACCUGCCCGCAAACGCCUGCGUGGUUUGCCUGACCAAUCCACGCCAGUGUGUGGUGCUGCCUUGUGGCCACAUCUGCUUGUGCUUCCAGUGUUUCCAGGCCUUGCCCAACCCUUCCUGCCCCAUCUGCCGGGGCCUCAUAGACCGUGUGGUUCCCCUCUAUCAGGCCUAGGGGAGUGGCCU
Molecule: messenger RNA, 1056 nt
Organism: Protobothrops mucrosquamatus (brown spotted pit viper)
Lineage: Eukaryota; Metazoa; Chordata; Lepidosauria; Squamata; Viperidae
Product: mitochondrial ubiquitin ligase activator of nfkb 1-A-like
Exons: 4
Coding region: 5-1045 (346 amino acids)
Biological process (GO): organelle organization; protein ubiquitination
Molecular function (GO): ubiquitin-protein transferase activity
Source: RefSeq, a predicted model, not a curated record